AUGGGGAAAAGAGAUUCACUGGGCGAUUAUUCGCUGGAGAUGCAGUUGAUCCAGAAGAAGAUCGAGCAUAUUAUAAGAUCGAUAUCCGAGGAUAAAUUGAAGGGAGUGCACAACCCUCGCGGAAUGCGUGAAUUGCGGAACAGAUUAUUUGUUAAUCUGAAGAGGCUGCUGAAGGUGAAGUUAAAGAAGAACAAGUCACUGAAGAAGAACGACAUCGGAUUGCUGAGAAAGUACAGUAAUAAGUUGCAUAAGUGGCAAAAAUAUCUGAAUGAGCAGCAAAACGAAUUGCAAGAAAAGGAGCAGAAAGAAAUUAAAUUAGAUAAUAAAAUGCAAAAGUUGAGCAAACAGUUGAAAGAACUUCCGCAAACACAUAAUAAACGUAAGGAGAUUCCUCCAGCACGAGUAAUCAUACCAAUUUCUGGCAUUGAAAAAAAUUCUCUGGUUAAAAAACGCAAUCGUAAAGUCAAGUUUGCAAAAUUUACCAAUCAGAAGAGAUACACUGUGCCGAGCACAAUUAUUGACUAUUCGAGACGUUCAAGUUCUUUUAGUGGACCACGAAAAACUUUAAGUGCCGAAAAUUCAAUUAAAUUAAGAGAUAUAUUGGAAAACAUUGAAAAAUCGACUGCAGAGAAGAAAGUGGAGCGGGAAAACAUAUCUGAACCGGAUUUGUUACCAGUGAGAUCACAACAGUUCCUGAGCAGUCACGAUAAGAGAUUAGAUCCAUAUUUCAGGGAUAUCCGAAAGAGCAUUUCUGCACAGUUGAUUACUAACCACAGGCCUGAAUCUAGGAGCAGUAGCAGAAUGAGCACAAAAUCAUUAAGUUCAUUGAGAUUGAAGAGGCUCAAAAGGAAACUGCAGCAGCAUGUAAAUGUCGGUUCUGGUACCCAGACCCCUCAGCAUACGGUGCCUGUUGUGAUUGCGACACCAACACACAAGUUGCAUAUAUCAGAUGUCGAUGCUUUGGUGAUUCCCAAGAUUAUUUCCGCCGGGCUUUUCACACAGAAAACACUCAAAUCUCCGCACUGGAAGUUAUUUCAACGCGUUGUUGCUGAAAAUAAAAAAAGUUUUGGUGAGGAAUUUAUUGAGAACGUCGAUGAUACGACUAAAACGAAUCUCAGAUCAGUGCACAUUUUGCUUAAAGAUGUCAUUCAAGGACCGAGCAUGCUUGACAUUAUUGCAGAUAGAAAUGGCAUUCUUAGAAUUGUGCGUCGCCAUUAUAUGUGGAAAAAUUUGGCAGGUGUUUACAGUGAUAUGAGCAGUGUUGGUGUUGGAAAGAAGGAAAUUUAUAAUGUCUUACGCAAUCAAUACUUGGAAAAUAUCGAUGAAAUCUUUAAUGAAGCCAUGGAGAAUGGCAUGGCACUUGUUAGCGAAAAGGAACCCACAAUAUCUGUGGACGAUCUGCAAUUUCAUAAUUUGCAUUUGACUGACUCUACUGAGAACUCAAUGGAUGUAUUACGAUUUAAGAGAACUUCUGCAUCGAGAGAGGGUUCGAUUGCCUCCGGAGGCUCAGACCGACAAAGCGUUCUUUCACUUGCGAUAAAGGACUUAUCUGAUGUGAAUAAUCGUUACUCGCUCACAAACUUGAAAAACAUACAGAAGGCGCAUGUGGCUUACUUUGCUAGCCUAAAGAAAACGCCAUUGGAAAUUCAAUUGCAGCAACAGAAGAAUGCCAUGAAAAAAGAAUUACGAAAACAAUCGCGAUUACAAUCGGCGACUAAAGAAUGCAAAAAGAAGCAAAAAAAACUGCAGCAGAAUGUCGACAACAAUCGAUUGUACUAUGAGCCAAGGAAAACUUGCAGAGAGCGCAGCAUCUUGGAUGAUGAGCUGCAAGAUUGCAACUGCCUUGAGCCGCUUUGCACUCCAAAGUGCAUGCGCUGUGGUGCCGAAAUGCCAUCGCUGGACACUAUGGAAGUGAAAAGUAGCAGCAGCAAACUCUCCUUGUACUCCAUUGCAGCAUGUGGCAAGAACAAGGAUUUGCUGCAUCUGACCUCUGACAUAUGCGAUCAGUGCGGCUUUGUGCAUCAUCAGCGUUCACCUUGUCCCAUGCUCAUUGAAGCGUCACCCUCAAGGACAAUGCAGCAACUGCGAUGGAUAAAAGAGAUCGCUCCGUAUGCUGAAGAUCGUUGCCAAGUGCUGACGAAUUGA
Molecule: messenger RNA, 2145 nt
Organism: Drosophila sulfurigaster albostrigata
Lineage: Eukaryota; Metazoa; Arthropoda; Insecta; Diptera; Drosophilidae
Exons: 1
Coding region: 1-2145 (714 amino acids)
Source: RefSeq, a predicted model, not a curated record